This is a messenger RNA of Cydia strobilella, 1750 nucleotides long. RefSeq names its product 3-oxoacyl-[acyl-carrier-protein] synthase, mitochondrial. Gene Ontology annotation, molecular function: 3-oxoacyl-[acyl-carrier-protein] synthase activity. Gene Ontology annotation, biological process: fatty acid biosynthetic process. The record is from RefSeq and is a predicted model, not a curated record. The transcript is spliced from 2 exons. Gene Ontology annotation, cellular component: mitochondrion. NCBI's taxonomy places the organism in Eukaryota, Metazoa, Arthropoda, Insecta, Lepidoptera, Tortricidae. Bases 58 to 1347 code for a protein of 429 amino acids.
CAUAUGGUUGUUUGCUGAAUUGCUGGUCAAAAUUAAUUAUAGUCAAAUAUAUUGAAAAUGAAGCUUUUUCACCAGUUAAGAAAAUAUGCAACUUCAAAUGCACGAAGAAGAGUCGUGGUUACCGGUCUAGGCGUAGUUAGCCCACUAGGUUGUGGAACGAAAUUAGCAUGGAAUAAUCUUUUAAAAGGUCACUGUGGGGUUGUAUCUCUUCAAGGGGAGGAAUACUCUAAAUUACCCUGUAAAGUUGCCGGUCUAAUACCGACGCAAGAAGGUGAUGAUGUUACAAAGGCACUAUCUAAAUCCAAUUUAAGAUCAAUGGCUCCGGCUACUUGUUUAGCUCUUUUAGCUACAUCAGAAGCAUUAAAAGAUGCUAAAUGGAUACCAGAGUGUGAUGAAGACAAGGAGAGCACCGGUGUUGCAUUAGGGAUUGGAAUGAUAGACUUGAAAGACGUUUGCGAUACAAAUGAUGCUCUAAAAUUAGGUUACAAUAAAGUUAGCCCAUUUUUUGUACCAAGAAUAUUACCUAAUAUGGCAGCAGGUCACAUAAGUAUAAAGUAUGGGCUCAGAGGCCCGAACCAUACUGUUUCAACAGCUUGUGCAACAGGUGCUCAUUCAAUAGGGGAUGCUUUUCGGUUUAUCAGGAAUGGAGACGCUGAUGUGAUGGUGUGCGGAGGAGCAGAGUCCUGUAUUAGUCCUUUAGCUAUUGCUGGCUUUUGUAGAUUACGAGCUCUCAGUACUGCCUUCAAUGAUAUGCCCGAGCAAGCCUCAAGACCAUUUGACAAAAAGAGAGAUGGAUUUGUAAUGGGUGAAGGUGCUGCUGUAUUAAUCUUAGAAGAGUAUGAACAUGCUGUUAAGCGAAAUGCUAAAAUGUAUGCGGAAAUAUUAGGCUAUGGCUUAUCAGGAGACGCUUCCCAUAUAACAACUCCUAGAGAGGACGGGACCGGAGCAGUGUUAUCUAUGAGUAGAGCUCUGCGUGACAGCAAUAUUGACAAGGAAAAGAUAACUUACAUCAAUGCUCAUGCCACAUCCACUCCUGUUGGUGAUGGAAUUGAAUCGACAGCAAUCAAAUCUCUAUUCCAGAAGCAGAGCUCUAAUAUCUCUGUAUCAUCUACUAAGGGUGCUCAUGGUCACUUGCUGGGGGCAGCAGGCAAUCUGGAAGCUGUCUUUACUGUGCUCACUUGCCACCAUGGAAUAUUACCUCCAACCUUGAACUUGGAUGAUGCUGUUGAUGACUUAAAUUAUGUAUCCAAGGUAUCUAAACCUUGGCAAGCAGAAAAGAGAAUAGCCCUAAAAAAUUCCUUUGGCUUUGGAGGCACAAAUGCCACACUCUGUAUAGCUCAGUUAUGAUAAGUUCUAGUGAUAAGCAUUAAUAAUAAUAUAUUAUAUUAGGCAUUUAUAUCACACAUUUAAAUGGUAUUCUUAUUCCUUUCCUUUCCUCUGUACUGUCGGAUGGAAACUAAAUUAAAACACAUAUUUCUUGCAUUACAAUUGAUAUAUUUUAAAACUGAGUUACAAAUUUCUGAUUUGAUAACAAUGACAAAACUGCCAAGGUAAAUCCUAAACGCUGGCUUUCAGUUAACUCCUGAUAACGAGCAAUAUUUUAUUCAUCAUGUACACUCAGCGUCAAAUACUCUGUAGCAGUCAAAGUAGCCAAAUAGUUCGGUACACCAUACUAAAUAUAUGGUGUACCGAACUAUUUGACUACUUUGGUUGCUACAAAGUAGUUGAUGCUGAGUGUACACUCAAGUUC